CAAGCGGGAAGCCUCCAAUUUUCAAGCGCUGCGAGCCGCUUCCGAGCCCGGAGGUCGCCCUCCUUGAGCGACAACAGACGCGGCGGGGCACCUUGGAACAAUGAAAAUAAGUGAGCUUCCCCAGUUUGAGGGGUCAUAUGAUGUCCUUUGUGAUGAUGUCAUAAGAACUAAGGGAUCAAAGUGCAGGUUCCGUCACUGUGAAAAAGCCAUUGGCAGUGAUAUUGUGUGCUCAUUAUGGAGAGAGGGAAAAUGUUCCCAUCAACUUUGCAAAUUUAGACAUAUGGAAAUACAGCAAAAAUACAACAGCAUCUCAUGCUUCUGGGAAACACAGCCUUUAGGCUGUGUGAGGAUCAGUUGUGUCUUCCAUCACAGGAAACCUCGUAAUAUCAAUGGACUUUUUCUGCCCCCUAGUAAUGAUUCCACAUUGCAAGGGGAAGUUCAGGAAGGAAUUUUGCAUGCUGCUCAAAAUCAAGAUUCCACAAAAGGUCAGGAGAAUACAUUAAGGCCUAUUCAUCCCCCACUUAUUAUUACUAUCAAUCUUGAGGAGGAAGAAGAGGAAGAACAAGAAGAAAAAUAUGCAUCUUAUUUAUUGUCAAAGACACCAGAAGAUAUAGAAGAAGAAAAGGCAAUAAAGGAAAUGUGCUAUAAAUCUGGAGAAUAUUAUAGAAUUCAGACUUCUCAGGAAAAUAAUUUAACAAAAAAUUCUUCAGUGCUGGAGAAUGAGCUCAUUAAACCUAUGGAAACAUGCAGAGAAUUACAAGAAGGUGAUGGUGUUGCAGUUCCAUCAAAGAUUAACAUUAUAGAAAGGCAAACAAAAAUAAUAGCCUCAGUGGACAGUUGCUCUAAAUCUGAACUUAGUGCCUUUGAAAAUGGAGGAGGUGAUUGUUACUUGUCACAAAGAAAUAUAUUUGUUGAAGGGAUACAAAACAAAAUGUUCAAUGGAGAGAAACAAUUUACCAUGCUAAAGUGUUUAAAUGUUAAAGCUACAAGCCAUACAGAAAGCAUCAAGAAGCAUCAUUUUAAGGGAGUAAAGAAAAAGAAAUGGCUAUCUGAGGAGUCCAAAAAUUUUCCUGCCCCUUUGACAACAAAAGCAAUGCAUACUUCAAACUCUAAAAGUAAAGGGAAUUGCCAACAAAAUGAUCAAAUCAAGAAUGCUGAGAAUGCCUCUUAUGUUCCUUCUCAGAGAGCCAAUGGGAGAAGUAUUUCCUUGAGUGCUCCAAUGGCUGGAAGGUCACAAAAUCUCACCUAUGCUAAAAUUGGGGUAGCCAAAGAAUCCAAAAUGAAUUUAUCUACAGAGAGGUGUGCUUCAGCGUAUAAUAUUCCAGCCUGGAGAAAAAGAAGCCCGCAUUCUAAAAUAUAUACUAAACCUGAAAAAAUACAUUCAGGUAUUUAUAAGGUGAUAGUAAUAUACUGCAAAUAUUGAAAAUGAAGCAAUCAAGAAUAUGGAGAGAGAUUUUUAAGAGAUCAAAAUAUUUUUUCUAUUGCUAAUGGAAAAAGGAUAAAUUCAUGAAAUAAAAUGCUACCUAAAGUCAAUUAAAACUUGACUAAGGAAAAUGCUACUUACUUUACAAGUAAGUGUGGAUAAUGCAAGUAAUGCAUAAAGUUGUGGUCCAUUAAGAUAUGGCAACUUCAAAUAAUUGCUUUCUUCAUGUUUGUGAAGCCCCAUUUUUAAAUAUAUAGUAACAUCUAGGAAUCCAGAUUAAAUUAUUAAUGUCACAAUCUAUGGUUUGUUGUAGACCGCCUUGACUUUCAGAUUUUAUGUCAUUGUAUUUUAAAACUUUCAUAUGCUUUCAUUUCAGAGCCCAGAAGAAAUGGAAGUAGAUAAAAUGGAGGUUAAUUUUAAAGAGAGGAAAGAGGGAAUAAAGAAAUGGUAUAUUGCUCUUUUAGGGUUCGCCAUCAAAAGAGGACAAAAUAUUCAAAUUCAAAUGAUUUGGUUAUCAGGAAAUCCAACUGGAGAUCUAAGGUGACAAAAACGUUCUAAAAUUCAGGAAGUAUAUGUGCUAAAACAUUUACAUUAAAAUAUGUAAACAAGCCAUUUAUUUCUGAAUCAAUUAUUUUAAUAUGAACUUGGACUGAAAGUUUUACUGUUUGGGAGUAAGUAUAGGCAUGCUUCAUAAGUGCUUUGGAUCCCAUAUGAGAGCAAGCACAUCUCUAUUAUUCAAUAAAGCCAUUUGUUUUCCAUACUUUUGUCAAAAUCUGAACAAAGUUGAGCAGCAGAGAGUACUAGGCUGUUUCUUAAUCACUUUUGAAAGCAUGGACAAAUGUCCUGCUUAACAAUGGUGGAAUGUGUUCUCACAAGAAAAGAUGUUUAGAAUAUUUUGCUUUUUUCAACAGCGAUUAGCAUUAUUUUAAUGACAAUGGUACUAAUGAGAGAAACACCAGUCUUCUUCCAUAAUGUGGAGCUACUGAAAACACUGUGAUGCAAAGAUAACUGACUAUAGGUCCUACUAAUAUUUUCUGUUCUUCCAGAGAAUAAUCAGCAUAUAUACAUCAGCAUAUUUAAUUCCGACCAUGUUUACAUAAAGAUUUUCUGAAUAUUGUAAUUAAGUGACAAUCUAUAGGCUGGAAGCAGUGGUGAGAUUUAGCCAGUUUGCACCACUUCGGGAGAACUGGUUGUUAAGUUUCUGAGCAGUUUG
Thamnophis elegans (Western terrestrial garter snake) is the source of this 2636-nucleotide messenger RNA. RefSeq names its product chromosome 7 C12orf50 homolog (gene ZC3H11D). NCBI's taxonomy places the organism in Eukaryota, Metazoa, Chordata, Lepidosauria, Squamata, Natricidae. The coding region runs from base 101 to 1423 and encodes 440 amino acids. The record is from RefSeq and is a predicted model, not a curated record. The transcript is spliced from 12 exons.